GGAAGAGAACUAGAAUCCAGUGAAGAAGAAGAAGAAGAAGAAGAAGAAGAAGAUUCAGUGGGAGAGACAGAGCGGAGAGAGAGAGAGAGAGAAAGCGAUUGGAAGAAGAAGAAGAGAGAGAGAGAGAGAGAGAUGGGGGUGGAUUACUAUAAGGUGCUUCAGGUUGAUCGCAGUGCAAACGAUGAGGAGCUAAAGAAAGCUUAUCGGAAACUGGCCAUGAAGUGGCAUCCUGAUAAGAACCCUAACAACAAAAAAGAAGCCGAAGCUAAAUUCAAGCAAAUCUCUGAAGCUUACGAUGUUUUGAGUGAUCCUCAAAAACGAGCAAUCUAUGACCAAUACGGAGAAGAAGGUUUAAACCAAGGCCCUCCUCCCGGUUCCGGUGGUUACCCUGGAGAAUCAGACCCCGGAGCUUCUUCUUUCCGCUUCAAUCCCAGAAGCGCCGAUGAUAUCUUCUCCGACUUCUUUGGUUUCACUAGGCCUUUUGGUACCGGAAGCAGCGACUCCCGAGCAGGACCUUCUGCGUUUAGGUAUGGCGAUGACAUCUUCGCUUCCUUGAGGGCUGCUGCUGCUGCAGGCGCUGGAGGAGGAGGAGGAGAGCCCUCCAUUCCUGCUAGGAAAGCUGCUCCUAUUGAGAGACAAUUGCCCUGUAGUUUGGAGGAUUUAUAUAAAGGAGUCACCAAGAAGAUGAAGAUCUCUCGUGAUGUUCUCGACUCUUCCGGGAGGCCAACACCGGUUGAGGAGAUCUUGACGAUAGAAAUCAAAGCCGGUUGGAAGAAAGGAACAAAGAUAACCUUCCUGGAAAAAGGAAACGAGCAUCGCGGAAUCAUUCCAUCCGAUCUCGUUUUCAUCGUAGACGAGAAACCGCAUGCCGUUUUCAAACGAGACGGGAAUGAUCUGGUGGUAAUGCAAAAGAUAUCUCUCGUGGAAGCUCUCACAGGUUGCACAGCGCAGGUCACUACUCUUGACGGAAGAACCCUAACGGUUCCUGUAAACAAUGUGAUCAGUCCGUCGUAUGAAGAGAUAGUGAAAGGGGAAGGCAUGCCGAUCCCUAAAGAUCCGUCAAGAAAAGGAAACUUGAGAAUCAGAUUCAUCAUCAAGUUCCCUUCGAAGCUAACGCCUGAGCAGAAAUCAGGGAUCAAGCGGAUGUUUUCAUCUUGAAUGUCUCAAGAUUGAACAUCUCGUUUUCAGUUUUUUGGAUACAACCUGCUAGUUUUUCGUUUUUUUUCUUUUUGGUGAAUCGUUUAGUUUAGUAGCAGAAGAUGUGGUUAUGUGGGUUUUCAUUAUUUUGUUGCAUUUUGGUAAAGUUUUAAGGUAAUUGUGAAAAUACCACCAAACGAAACGAUGCUAGUAAUGACUGACUGACUAGUUAAGUUUUCUUUAA
Messenger RNA from Camelina sativa (false flax), 1381 nucleotides. RefSeq lists its product as uncharacterized. The record is from RefSeq and is a predicted model, not a curated record. Gene Ontology annotation, cellular component: cytosol. NCBI's taxonomy places the organism in Eukaryota, Viridiplantae, Streptophyta, Magnoliopsida, Brassicales, Brassicaceae. Gene Ontology annotation, molecular function: protein-folding chaperone binding.